AUGCUCAGUCUAUUGUUGCAGAAUUUGCGUCUUCUCGGUGAGUCAGGGACUACCGUUGAUGUUGAGAAGAGGAGCACCUGCUUUGGUUGGUGGACCGUAGACAUCCUUGAUCGAGGCGAAGAAUUUCGUCCACUCGUUGCGGUCAGCGUGCCCUUGGAUCUCCUCGGCCGUGCGAGCCGCCCAAGCGUCCUGAAUCUCUCGCAGCCGCUGUCGCAAAAGGUGGUGACUACGGUAGAAGGCUGUUUUGUUGUCGUCCGUGGGACUUUGUGAAAGCGGUUCUUCUCGGUGAGCAAGUUGCUGAUGGCGGCGUCGUUGUCGUUAAACUAGUCCUGAUUUUGGCGACGUGCGCAACCGAGGACAGCCAGGACGGUCAAGAGGACUAUGUCGCGGAGUCGUCACCAUCGGUUCUCCAUGUGGGCGUUCUCCUCGAUGGCAGCGGCAGCGACGGCGACUGGAAUGUUGGCUAG
This is a messenger RNA of Spirometra erinaceieuropaei, 467 nucleotides long. NCBI's taxonomy places the organism in Eukaryota, Metazoa, Platyhelminthes, Cestoda, Diphyllobothriidea, Diphyllobothriidae. The record is from the annotation of a GenBank genome assembly.